UGCUUUUUUUCACCAAUUUUCGAGUCUCGCUUGUCUUUUGGCCAUAUUAUUGUUUCCUUUUUAAUAUAUAUAAAUGGAAAAAAAUCGAGUAUUAAGACCGGAUUAUAAGUAUAUGUAAAUGCGUUAAUAUGUGUGUGAAUUCUUUGGAUUGUGUAGUGCUGAGUUGAACACAAGAUUGUUGCAGGCUUAAAGAAAAUCCAGUGCAUUUAUCCUGCAUGCAUGCCUGGUUAUUUCAGUGUAAUACAGUGCUGGAUUUAACAUUUUCACUAAACAAAAUAUAUUUUUUGUUGUGAAAAUGUAACUAGAACUCGUAGUGCUGUUAGCAACCACACCCUUUCAGUCAGUGAACUUUGUGGAACCAGGAGCUACUGAGCAACUCAUAAAAUAGUUCAACAUUUGAGAUCAUCACAGAUCCAACACCAGCUUCUCCAUGCCAGAGCCUUCAAACAUUCAAAGAGUUCCAAUGCCCAAACUCUACAUGAAGUGGAAUCCAGAAGGCGCUGGUGCAUCUCUAGAUGUUUCGGGAUGUUUGCAGGCAUCUACUGAUCUUCAUGAGGUGUAACACAACUGGAAAGGAAUUAGUGUGGCUGCUGUUCAUGAUAUUAACAAGCACAAGUUGCUAAUGUGGUCUCACUCCCACCCCUUACUGUCUCACCCUUUCCUAUACAAGAUUUAUUCUUGUUUAUUUCUGCUCAGAAUGAACGACAUGAACCUCAGCCCGGUGGGCAUGGACCAACUCAGUGUGCCCUCUGUCAGUGCCAGUCAUCUGGUCCUCCCUACCUCACCCACUCACAGUCACAACCCAAUCACCACUCCAGGAAUGCCGGUUGCUAUACCGAGCCUCGGGCCGUCUCUCGGACCCCUGCCCUCUGCACUGUCCCUGAUGUUACCCAUGGGGCCUCUAGGAGACAGAGGAGUAAUGUGUGGUAUUCCAGAGAGGAACUACACUCUGCCUCCUCCACCAUACCCUCACCUGGAGAGCAGCUACUUCAGACACAUCCUCCCAGGUAUUUUGUCGUAUUUGGCCGAUCGUCCCCCUCCACAGUACAUCCACCCCAGCAGCCUCAACAUGGAUGCCACUCUGUCUGUCUCCAACAACAACCCUUCAUCCCUCGACCCCUACAGCGGCCCAAGCGGACAUUUAGAACAAGGCCUGGUGUCUAUAGACUCCCGGGAGGCUGACCUCCACCAGGGCGGCGCUCACGAGGUGCAGCUGGACGCCACUGGGCUUUCGAUGGAAUCACGAGUAAACAGCCCCAUGUCUCCUGAUGGGAUGGGAGAAAAUCUGGCAACCAUGGAUGGAGUAGUUGUGAGUACAGACACACAGCAGCCACUUGGAAGCAGGAAUCAACCACAUGAGAGCCUGGAGGGGGGCGUCAUGGCGCUACAUGGAUCCGGACUGGAGCUGCCCGUGGUGAUGGAGCAGGAGCACAUGAGCGGACGUGUAGGGAGCAGCUCAGGAACCGGAGCUCAAGGAACUCUGAGUGAAGCUUUACACACUAACGCUGAGAUAAACUCUGGUGUGGUCAGCGUGGUGCUCACCAGUGCCAUGGCACCACAGACUCAGCUCGAACCUGUAACACUACACAGCGCAGGCAUGGGCCUGGAGCCCGUAAACGUGUCCCCAAUCACCGCAGAGGUCGCUCUUGGCCCGGACAACAGUCUGGUCCUGGUUAACUCCACGCUACAGCUGGAGAACGCCACUGCAAACAAGGAGAACAUGACCGCAACUUUCACCAUUUGGUGCACUUUAUGUGAGCGCUCGUACAACUCCGAUUGUCCCGAACACGGACCAGUCACUUUUGUCCCAGACACGCCCAUUCAGAGCAGAGCUCGCCUCUCUUUGCCCCGCCCACUGUGCCUGCGUGUGUCUAUGGCUGAUGAGCCUAACGGUGUGUUUGCACGGGAGAUGAUUCCCAGCAGGACCUGCUUCGGCCCAAUGAUUGGACAGAACUGCAGCAGCGUUGAUCUUUCAGGUUGGACGGAAAAAGACACCCCUCAACUCUGGAAGAUGUUCCACAACAACAUCUUGGAGUUCUGUAUAGUGACAACAGAUGAAAAUGAAUGCAACUGGAUGAUGUUUGUUAGAAAAGCAAGGACAACAGAUGAGCAGAAUCUGGUGGCAUAUAUUGAUAACGGGAAGCUGUUCUUCUGCACGUCCAGAGAGAUCCUCCCCGAGCACGAGCUGCUUUUCUACUACAGCAGGGAAUACAGCAGACAGCUGGGCAUACCACUUGUUCCAGAGGGUCAAAUCUGCCACUGUGGAAAAGAAUGCACCUCCUUCUCUGAGUUCAAGUCUCAUCUCAGCAGCCACGCACACAGCCACAGCCCCUCCCAUGAAGACCCCAGUCACAGAGUCCACAGUCUGCCUCACCCUCAGGAGAAGCUGGCGAGUGAGGCCGCCAGUGUCACCUCAUCCCCAUCGUGGCAGUGCCAGGCUCAGGGUGAGGUUGAGUCCAACGGUGGCGGUCUCGACGGAAUUGUUCAGCGUCACGGCAGAGAAAGGAAAUUUAAGUGCAACCUUUGCUCACGAGCAUUCACGACCUCCACCAAACUCAACGUGCACUUCAUGGGUCACAUGGGCGUGAGGCCACACAAGUGCAGCUACUGCAGCAAAGCCUUCAGCGACUCUAGUAACCUGAGGAUGCAUUUGAGGAUUCACACAGGUCAGAAGAACUUCAGGUGCAGUGUGUGUGGAAAAUCAUAUACCCAGAAAGCCCACGUAGAGUCUCACAUGGUCAUUCACACAGGAAUCAAGAACAUCAAGUGUGACCAUUGUGACAAGACGUUUAACAGGAAACAGGAUCUUAAGCAGCACAUGUAUUCACAUUCCCUAGACCGUCAGAUCACAUGCCCGAAGUGCAACAAGCAGUUCCUCAAAACAGAUCAUUUAAAGAAGCACCUCAAUUCCCAUGACGGGAAAAGGGACUUCAUCUGUGAAAAAUGCAACAAGGGCUUCCUCACCAAAUACCAUCUGACACGCCACCUAAAAAUCUGCAAAGGCCCAAAGAUGAGCAAAGAGGCCAUGCAUGAAGGGGAAGGUGAGGAGGAAGACAGGACUGAGGAAGAAGAACCAGAUGAACAACAGGAAGGAGAUUUAAGAGCGCCAGACGAUAGGAAAGAGUGUGAAAUUGGCAUGGCAGGGUUUUCCUCCGAGAAGACUCUGUAACCUCUCACUGUGAAUGACAUUUAUAAAGUACUUUUAUUCAGUUUACAUUCGGUUUUAGUUUCCACUGUGCCACAUUAUUUGGCUGUAUUCUGAAACACUGCCAUUUUAAUGUCUAUUAAUUUGUACAUUUAGUGAAGUCGAGUCCUUUUUUACACUUUGCCUUAGUUGUUAUUUAUUUGUAAAAUUUCAGUGAGUAAAGCUGCUAUACUCUAUGAAUGGUAAUUUUUUAAAUAAACAGAUUUCUAUAAA
Messenger RNA from Silurus meridionalis, 3418 nucleotides. It is a transcript of the gene prdm4, whose product is annotated as PR domain containing 4. Lineage: Eukaryota; Metazoa; Chordata; Actinopteri; Siluriformes; Siluridae. Gene Ontology annotation, biological process: regulation of transcription by RNA polymerase II; cell fate commitment. Gene Ontology annotation, cellular component: nucleus; cytoplasm. Gene Ontology annotation, molecular function: DNA-binding transcription factor activity, RNA polymerase II-specific; histone deacetylase binding; RNA polymerase II cis-regulatory region sequence-specific DNA binding. Bases 623 to 3169 code for a protein of 848 amino acids. The transcript is spliced from 11 exons. The record is from RefSeq and is a predicted model, not a curated record.